Plectropomus leopardus (leopard coralgrouper) is the source of this 2669-nucleotide messenger RNA. It is a transcript of the gene slc9d1, whose product is annotated as solute carrier family 9 member D1. Gene Ontology annotation, biological process: potassium ion transmembrane transport; proton transmembrane transport. The record is from RefSeq and is a predicted model, not a curated record. Gene Ontology annotation, molecular function: potassium:proton antiporter activity. NCBI's taxonomy places the organism in Eukaryota, Metazoa, Chordata, Actinopteri, Perciformes, Serranidae. Gene Ontology annotation, cellular component: membrane.
GAGAUCCAAAAACUUGAAGCGACCAGUGAGAACUAGAUUCCAGUAAGCAACAGCCAUGUCAAGGUCUAGGACACAAAGAAGACUUCUCCUUCAGUCGUGGAGUGGAGUAGAGAGCCAGGACAGUGCACAUAUUUCGCAGCAACAGUGACAGAGCGGCUGCAGUCCGGUUGUAGGAAGAAGGACAGAGGAGGACUUUGGAAAGUAAACAUCAUUCAGCUUGACUCAUGCUCACAAAGAUCUCUUUUUCUUCAACACUCUUCACACUCAGGUGAAGACAGAAGUAAAGGUUUGGAUGCAGGUUGUGUGUUGGCUGCUGUGCCUUGGCACAGCGGGGGCACUUGCUGUGCUGCAGAAGGACCAAGUGGCCAAGAACGCCAUCAAGCUUUAUCAGAGCAAGGGGGCCCCACACGGCCACAGCUGGGUGGCCAGCAACUGCAAGCGGCUUGUGGGUCUCCUGCGUCAGAAGAAUGUGGUCGUCAGGAAGCUGUCAGCAGCUGCUAAUGGUGUUAGACGAGACCGGGCCCUCUCAGAACCAGAGAGGCUCUUCCAGGUUCACACACUGGAGGUUUUCCAGAAAGAGCUGAAUGAGAGCGAGCACCUGGUGUUCCAGGCAGUGCACAGCCUGCAGAGGGCGCUGCAGGGAGACUACAAGGAUGUGGUCAACAUGAAGGAGAGCAGCAGGCAGAGGCUGGAGGCCCUCAGGGAGGCAGCCAUAAAGGAGGAGCAGGAGUAUGUGGAGCUGGUAGCUGCUGAGAAGCACCAGCAGGAAGCUGUAAAGAGCGCUUUAACCCAGAAUAAGACUCUGUCCAUGCUGGACGAGAUCCUGGAGGACGUCAGGAAGGCAGCAGACCGGCUGGAAGAGGAGAUCGAGGAACAUGCCUUUGACAACAACAAACAGAUGAAAGGAGUGAAUGUAGAGGCAGUAUUGAGAGUGGAGGAUGACGAGGAAAAUGGCGGAAAGAGAAAGAACAAGUCCAAGCAAAAGGAAGUGGAAGAUGACCUGGGACUGAGCAUGCUCAUCGACUCGCAGAACAAUCAGUAUGUCCUCACAAAACCACGAGACUCCACGAUGCCAAGAGCAGACCAUCACUUCAUCAAGGACUUGGUGUCAGUGGUGAUGCUGUCGCUGCCCUGUGGUUGGAUUUGCAGUCUGGUUGGUCUUCCUCCCAUGUUUGGAUACAUCAUCUGUGGGGUCCUGCUCGGUCCCUCUGGCCUCAACAGCAUCAAGUCUAUGGUCCAGGUGGAGACUCUGGGGGAGCUGGGUGUGUUCUUCACACUCUUUGUGGUGGGAUUAGAGUUCUCACCUGAGCGCCUUCGAAAGGUAUGGAAGACAUCAGUCCAGGGGUCGUGCUACCUGAGUCUUCUGAUGGUGGGGGCCGGUUUGUUGUGGGGCCAAGUCCUGCGUAUUCGACCCACCCAGACUGUCUUCAUUUCCACAUGUCUCUCCCUGUCCAGCACUCCACUCGUGUCCCGCUUCCUGGCAGGGGGGAGCAGAGGAGACAAAGAAGGUGAUCUAGACUACAGCAGCGUUCUCCUCGGGAUGUUAGUGAUGCAAGAUGUUCAGCUUGGCCUCUUCAUUGCUGUCAUGCCGACUCUGAUCCAGGCUCAGAGUGGAGACUUGGACAGCUUCCUCUUUGGAAGUCUGCGUGUUUUUUACCUCCUGGCCCAGGUCCUGGUCUCUCUGGUUGCUGUGCUGCUGCUGUGUUUGUUACUCAAAUCGUUCCUGAUUGGCCCGUAUUACAAGAAACUGCAUGCUGAGAGCAAAGGCAACAAGGAGAUCCUGGUACUUGGGAUGGCAGCUUUUGUCUUUUUCAUGCUGACGGCAACAGAGUUUCUGGAUGUGUCUAUGGAGUUGGGUUGUUUCCUGGCUGGAGCUCUGCUGUCCACACAGGGUCACAUGGUGACCGCAGAGGUCAUGGGAUGCAUUGAGCCAAUCCGAGAUUUCCUCGCCAUCAUCUUUUUUGCCUCUAUCGGCCUCCACGUGUUCCCGACUUUUGUGCUGUAUGAACUCACCAUUCUGCUGGUGUUAACACUCACACUCGUCAUAAUGAAGUUCAUGAUGGCCGUACUGGUGUUGUCGGUUAUCUUGCCUCCAGGCUCUCGACACAUACGGUGGAUUGUCUCGGCAGGUCUGGCUCAGGUCAGCGAAUUCUCCUUCGUCUUGGGCAGCCGUGCGCGUCGUGCUGGCAUUAUCUCCAGAGAGGUGUACCUGCUGGUUCUCAGCGUCACCACCCUGAGUUUGCUGCUGGCACCAGUUCUGUGGAAAGUUACCACACACAAAUGGGUUCCCCGGGCCGAACGCAAAACUGUCACAUGACCAGAGUGGCAUCAAGGCCAAAGGGUUCCCAUGUACUGUAACUGUUACAAAGACGAGUUUGGUCACUUACAGACGCUCUCACGUUAACGCACACAAUAAUACGACUCUGCCUGUUCGACCAAUACUUCCUAAUUGUCUUCUCGAUUCAGCAGAUUCAGUCCACUCCAUGUCUCCACGCCAAGAGCAUUGAAACUUGACCAUCCAAGAACUGUUAACCUUCAGUCUUUAAGGUCUUGCUUCAUAAGACAUUUCACACACACACACACACACACACACACAAAAAAUAGAUAAUAUCCAUAUAUUGCAACAUAGCUGAACCCUUCUGCUCUUUUGGCAAAAAACAACAGUCGUA